Messenger RNA from Meriones unguiculatus (Mongolian gerbil), 2620 nucleotides. It is a transcript of the gene Efhb, whose product is annotated as EF-hand domain family member B. NCBI's taxonomy places the organism in Eukaryota, Metazoa, Chordata, Mammalia, Rodentia, Muridae. Bases 197 to 2563 code for a protein of 788 amino acids. Gene Ontology annotation, molecular function: calcium ion binding. The record is from RefSeq and is a predicted model, not a curated record. The transcript has 13 exons.
CCGGAAGCAGUCCGCGGGGAGUACUGGGAGUUUGUGAGAGUGGGGUUCCCCGAAGCUUUGCAAACUUCAGCUGAGAUGAGUUCCCUGGAAGGGAUGAGGACUCCCUGAAAUCAUGGAGGUGGGCGUUACCCAAGAAUGAAACGGUGAUUUAAGAGACGAGGUACUUAGGGGAUCAAAAUCUCCUACGGAGCUCGAAAUGAGACUGGGACAAGAUCGAAGAUGGAGGGAGAGGCUGGCAUCACCAGAAACAAACUCUCCACCUUGUCAUGUUCUUGGAGUAGGAUUAGAAAGACCAACGAUUCCUAGGACACCCAUGGAGACGGAUAAUUUAGGACUCCACAGAGGUUCGGUCUUUCAGGAAUCAAACCCUCUGGGUGUGCUACCAGAAACAGUGGGGUCCGAUAACGGGGGCCUUCCACCUGGGCUUCCCCACGGAGGGACACCUCAGCCUACGCUGGGCACAGAGUAUGAAAGCACACAGGCCGCUGAGUGCAUAAGGCCGCCUGUGGUCUGUGGGUCUGCCGGGAUGGAGGCUGUAGUGGAAAAACAGCCUGUUGUAGGUUUUGAACUGGGAAAAGAACUGGGAAAAAAGCCCCCCUGUGUUAUAGAGAAGUCCUACAGAAAGACACCUCCUGAGAAGGUAGACAUCGGGUUGCCCCAAACCCAGGAACCAGGUGAAGUCAAGAACGCAGAGCCUCAAAUAGGUUUCGUACCAGAACUUUCUGAGUUUCCAAUUGCCCAACAACCUGAAGAGAUGGAGCCCAUUUGCACGGAACCUGGAGAGCCUCCCUCCCACACCAGACCCGUAUAUCAUGGGAAAUUCUUUGAUCGGGUGUCUUGCCUGCCAAGUGCGGGAAAAGUUAAGCCCGUUGGAUACAGAGUAGCAGACUGUUUGACUGAAAAGCUUCCCAGGCUUAUUACUCCCCCCGCGGUAAAGAAGUUUUACAACUUCAGAUAUCCACCUCCUGGAGCAGAAAGAGUAUUUUAUGGCAGAGUGAAUGAUCCCCAAAUUGCACCUUAUUUGACACAUGGACUGCAGUCUAAAAGUUCAGCAUCGGCGAGCAAAUUGGUAAACCCGGAGCCCCUUACCACUUUUCAACAGAAAAUUAAAGAAAAAAAAGAAUCUAUAUAUUUUAGCAAUCAACGAUCACCAUUGGGAAAAUCUCAUGAUCAAACACCAGGAUUGCCUAAAGGACUGGAUGUAAUCAACACAACAUUUGGGACACCAGUUAUCAGAGACUUGUCUGCUGGUGACACUGUGAAUCCACCAAAAUCCUUCAGAGAUGUGCUUAAAGAAGGACAGGAAGGACAUGAUAUGUAUGUUCUCUCUCACCAUGAUUAUUUUGCCGGAGAACCAAAGAACCGAAAGUAUAACCCACCAAGUUUCCAUAAGCUUAACUUGUAUGGAGUUCCAACGCCUCAUUUUAAUGAUGGACGCAUGAUGGCCAAAAGUUUACAUUGGCUCCAUGAACUGCAAAUGGAAAAAGGAGCUAAAGUUGUAUCCAAAAGAGUUGAUGACUUCAGAGAAAGGUUUCAUCACAAACUUGGAAGAGUUUUAGACCCCAUUGCAGAAACUAUGAAUGUUCCCCCAGGCCACACAUUUGGAGUUUGCCUAAAGCCUGAAGAAUAUGGAGUUGGCGAUCUCCUCCAUCACAGAGUUCCAGCUGAGUAUCUUCGUGGGAAGGACCGCCAGAGAGCCCUGAUUGCAGCUGCUCGACACCACUUGAAGACAUUCAAUCACCAGCACUUUGACAGUUUGCUGUUGGCUUUCAAGCACUAUGACAAGAAGGGAGAUGGGGUGAUUGACAGAGAAGAACUGUAUGAAGCUUGUGACCAGGCCAACCUGCAUCUAGACAAGAUACUCCUGGAUCAUCUGUUUGACUACUGUGAUGUGGAUCAGGACGGUCUGAUUAACUACCUGGAAUUUGCCAAUUUCCUUACCUGGAAAGACAGAGUACCUCUCACAGAAUUUGAGAAGAGGGUCAUUAUUAAAGAUAGAAAAUCAGAAUGUGAAAACCUUAUUGAGACAAGCAUGGGAGAGGGUAAAGCAGAUCUUCUGAUAAAGCCUGAAGAUAUUGUCCCAAGAGAACCAGGAAGUUCAGAAGAGACUCUCCGGAUGCUCCUGAGACCAAGUGACAAAGUUUCUGACUACUAUAAGACAACUUCUUCUGAGAUCGACGCUGUUGUUGGAGCUGUCUCUUCUGUAUGUUACCCCAUAUGUGGUGUUCCAAGCAUUCGAUCUGAUAUUCCUGCUCCCCGGAUUCGUCGAGUCAGUGAUGUAAAUAAUUAUGGUGAAGAUGGCAAUGCUUACUCACUGCUGUACCCCUCCAUCUUCUCCCAGAAAAAUAUAUUUGAGAGAGACUUCUUCAAGACCAGAUCAAAGGAAGAGAUUUCAGAUAUAUUAACUAACAUUGGCGUCAAUCUUUCUGAAGAAGAAUUUGAAAAUGUAUGGAAUCUUGCAUCAAAAAAACACUGGAAAGGAGAAGUUUCUGUGGAGACCAUCAGGAAUGUUCUAGAUGAGUUGCAGCAUAUGGACAGAGUCAAGUGUAAAACAGCCAUGUAAUAUUUUGGGAACUUACACAUUUUAAGCAAAAGAGAUUAAAUCUGUGUUCGUAUGAAA